ACGUAUGUUUUCCAUCGUACACCGCUUCGAACCGUGAAUUCGUGUUUCGUUUUCGUUCUACCCGCUGUUUCGCUUGCAAUAGCUGUGCAGAGUGGCACAAACUUCCAUCGAAUUUCGGUGCAAUAGUCGCCGUUCCGCUGUGUCUGUGAUAAUCGUGUGAACUGUAAACCGGUGGGAAUAGCAAAUCUCUUUAUUCUUUAUUGCGUUUGUGUUAUCUUUUUCACCUUUCCUUCAAAGCAUCCUUCCAUCCCGGCGUUAAACGGCGUCCCCCUCCCCAUCCACACUUGCUAUUCGUUUCUUGUGCAAUCCCGGUCAUUCAAUCGGCCAAUCGGGUUUAAUUUAAUUAGGCUUCGCGUUUAAUUUGGUCAAAACAAUAAAAAAAAAGAAAAACCCAUCAACCCCGGCCGCAUAAUGGCUGCCGACUGGGCGGUUGUUGGCAAACAGAAGAAAUCCCGUAAACAGACGGGAGGAGACAAAAAAACGCAAUCCCAGAAUGGAUCCGAGAGUGCUCCAAAAAUAGAAGACAUGGUUGACAUGGAUGAAAUCUGCUCCCUGUACAGCGAUGUGAAGGACGAUGUGUUUGCGAAAUUUAACGGUUUGAAGGACGCCAACACCGGUGCGAAGGCCGACCCGAAAAAGACGCUCGCACCCGUUAAUGGCAAGCGGACGGCGACACCUGUACGCGAUCAGGCGCUACAGCAGGGCGGUGGUGGUGGUGGUGGUGGUAGUAACAAAAACAAUCAGCAACGGGAACCGGAAUCGGGCGCGGCUCCGGCCAAGCAAACGUACAGGAACUUGGAUGCGGCCUUACGUGCGAUCAGUGCGCCGGAUCUGCACUCCCAGCUUGCGGCCGUGAACGUAAGCUUCAAGGACAAUCAUCUGAUGCUGCUAAAGGCACUGACUGGAAUACUGAACGACAAACUGCGGGUGGACGAUGCGGCCGCCGACCCACUGUACAGCAACAAACCGACCACCUACCCGUACAAAACGAUGCCCACCGCGCUGCGCACGGUGAUUGAUGAGUGUAUUGGGAAGGCGAAUGAGGAGAAUGUGAAAUAUUUCUACGACCUGACGCUGUCUAAUUUGGCCAGCGAUCUGAACAAGGGUUUGCCCCAUCUCGGACACAAGGUGAUACUGCAGGCGAUCGCGAUGCACUAUCCGUCGGCCUGUGUAAAUAAUCUCGCUCGCAAUGCGAUACUGCGAAAUUCGUACCAAAACCGGCACAACAUUGGACUGAGCCUGCUGUGGGCCUUGGGUCAGGGUGGGUACAACGAUCUGGACGUUGGGCUGAAGGUGUGGCAGGACAUCAUGGUGCCGGUGAUGGAGCUGAAAAACUAUAACCGUUUCACGAGCGAUUACGUCGUGCGUAUCCUUCGACUGCAUCGUGCACAUAGACUCACGCUGGGUGGCAGCGAGUUCCUCACGAUCCUCAGCUCGCUGACAACGCAACCCAAAGCGUGCCGCGAACUGGAUGAGGCAGCUCAACUGCUGGUGGAACGGUACGUGUUCAGCGCACCGAAGGCAUCGGCCACCUUCACGAUGCUGUUCAAGAACAUCUCCUUCAUCACGCGGCCGGAGAUGAUUUACUACGGACUGGCACUGUGCCUGUUGGAAGAUCCUGAAUCGGCAGCCGUCUGGUUAGGGUUGUACCGGAACAAUGUGGAAACUUCGCUCGCCAUACUGAGCUAUCUGAAUACUUCAUCGCAGAAAAACUGCGGCAAACUAUUAGGUGAGGACCACUUCAUUCGGUUUUUGUCGGACGUGGAAAAACUGAACGAAGAACUUCAGCAGUCAAAGAAGAAAAUCGAAGGCCUGGAAUCGGUUACUAGUAUACUAAAGGAAGUGCAGGGCAAAUCGAAGAAGAAGCAAUCGUCAAAGGUGAACAGCAAAUCUUCUUCCUCGGUCACUUCCGUCCUCUGCAGCUUCCUGCUGGCCACAUUCCUGCUGUUCGGCGUGACUGGCGCGCUCAUAGGCUAUGACACGUACCGGGCCGGCGGCAAGUUCGAGGCUUCGUUCACCGGGCAGACGCUGAAGCAGGCCGGACUGCUGCCGGCGGUACAGGAUGCGUGGACCUGCACGAUGAAGUACAGUGCCCGCGGCUACAAGUGGGCCGAAACGAACGUACCGGUGUACUAUCAAGCCACCAGCAAGGCCCUUGGACCAUACGUAGAAUUUUCGAUAGAUUUUGGCAAAGUUCUCUGGAAUGGUACGAAGAAGGGCUUCGCCAACAUGAAGCUGCUAGCUGAGCAGAAGCUUCCAGUGGUGGCCGAUUUCAUUGAACAGUACGCACCGGGACUGCCGAAGAAGAUCGGUGAUGCAUCAUGCUCGUUCUGUGACACCGUGAGCACGUUUGCGUCCAAUGCGUACAAGCACACGUUCGAGUUCUUCAAGACACAGGUGUUUGUUGGGAAACUUUCCAUGGAAAGCUUGGGAAAAGCCUUCAACAGUACCCAACAGGCUGCUGCUCAGUACUAUAGUUGGUUCAACGAUCAGGUUGACUUCUAUGCCAAGCUAAAGUAGAACGGUGAGCAUCUUUCCCACCGUUAGCAGCAGCUGGUGCAGCAGCAGCAGCAGUAAUCACCACAACAGCAACAACGUCAACAACACUGUCUCGUAAUAAACAUCCUUCUUCGAUCUUCGGUGGAACCGGGCGAAGAUGAAAUGGCUCUCUAUUUCAUCAACGUCCGGGGAUAGGCUAGUUUGAACUCGAUUGGUCUGCGAUCGAUCGGCGAUUCAGCUUGCGCUCUCUACCUUACUAUCAUCAUUCGAUCCGAUGUAUGCAGAAGAACAGUGGGAGGAAGAAAAGCGCGGUGCAUUACGGUUUAAGAUAAAAAAACAAAUGAGAAUGUGAAGCAGGCCAGCACGCAUGGCACGCGGACGGUCGAAGCAUUAGGAAAAUGAAAAGUGUGUAAUUGUUUCUAGCAAUAAGAGAAAAUUGAGGGUGAGUCAGAGACCGAGGGAGUAAGCGAUUGUGUACGUAAAAGAUUCAAAGCAAAAGCCGGUAGCGCAGCCUACCACAGAUGUAGGGUUGCACAGACACACUGGAUACAAAGUCACAUGAACCAGGGAGGAUCAGCUGUACGUCACAAAAGGGAAACGCAUUGUGAUCGUGUUUGGGAGUAUCUAGUAGGCGCAACAUCCUUUACCUACCUUUGAUAUCCGCAGGGUCGGAGCAUGAGGAAAUUCCUUUCCACACACGCGAAAGGGAAAACGCGUCAAUCUUUUGCUAGAAUGGAGGUGUUUUUUCUCUUAUGCCUGUUAUGUACCCAGUGUGUAUGUGUGUGUGCUCUUGUUUAUGGUAAGCUCAUUUAGUGAAGUGUGUCACACAGUCCUGUCCCGUUGCAUAUUAUAUUGUGCGUUUGUUUAGUGUUAAAAACAGUACUGACCAUUGGAACACAGAAAGGAAAAAGGAACUAUUUGCAUAGGAUGAGAGGAGUCACACACUUCGGGCGGGAAUCGAGUUAGAUGUGAUGCAUGGAAAUGACAUCGAAAAGGACAGAACAUGAUCAUCGUUAGUCAUCAUCGUCAUCAUCGUGGAGAACAUAGCGAUAGAUACCGCGUUUGUGUGUGUGAGUGAGAGGGAGAGAGAGAGGAAGAAAAAGAGCGAGCGAGAGCCAUAUAAAGGAUGAUAAUAAACUGAAACAACAUCGUGUUUAGUGUGGCUUACGAGAACAAAAACUAGAGCCUAGAGCGUUGCAGCCGGAAUAAAAGAGAUUCUUCAGUCAGGUGGCAGAUGUAUCUUGUGUGUAAAGUGCAGCAAGGGUGGGACACACUCCCCCUUUCGAUGGUCAAAAUAGACAGACUUUUUUUACAAUUAUA
Messenger RNA from Anopheles merus, 3819 nucleotides. RefSeq names its product transmembrane protein 214-A (gene Tmem214). Bases 412 to 2520 code for a protein of 702 amino acids. Gene Ontology annotation, cellular component: endoplasmic reticulum; Golgi apparatus. Lineage: Eukaryota; Metazoa; Arthropoda; Insecta; Diptera; Culicidae. The transcript has 8 exons. The record is from RefSeq and is a predicted model, not a curated record.